AUGCUCCAAUACAGUAUAAUUCCAUCAGCUGCUCCCCUUCAUGUUGCCACUAAUGCUUGUUGUCCAUUCUCUCAGUCCUUUGAGGGCCGUUCGAUUUGCGAGAAUGAGCGAGGAAGGGUGGCAUCAGCAGCUGCGCCGUCCUUCGCAGCGCACAUAGCGCCGCGACCAACGCCGCCAUUGCCGCAACGGUCAUUCUUCCCCAAAUUCCCUCCUCUUCCGCCCCCUCCUCCCGUUCCCCCCAUGGAGCGCACAUUUUCCGCCAGCGGCCGCCACAAUCACCCCACGUUCGGCUCCCCCGCCCUCCGCCCUUCCGCCUCCCCCCUCUUCACCCACGCGUCCCACGCCACCGCUCGAUCCCCGCCGCAGUCCCCGUCGUAUUCCCUGCCGUAUUCCCCGCCGUAUUCCCCCCCCUACUCCCCAAGCUCCCCCUCCAAAGGCCCCUUUCCCCAAGCCUCCCCGCGCCUUAGAUGCCUAUAUAUAGCGAUUCUGAUAGUAGUCUCGUACAAUCUAAGUUACGUAGUGGAGCAUUUAACUCUGUCUUUAUUAGGCCGCCCUAACGCGUGGUCGCGCGGCGGCGCGAAGGGCGGGGAGGACGAGUACGGCGCAUACGGCGCGGACACGGCGCUUUAUAACGCGCUGUCCGCGGCUAUUGAUAGCGGGGAUGACCCGCCCACGCUGGCGUCUUUCACGCCGCCCGACCUGCCCGAAUGGAACCCUAACGACGUGCAAGUGGAGGUGCCGGUGGUGUUCUACCAUGGCCGCCCGGGAGCCUCGCCCUGCCAUAAGUCACAUUAUGUCUAUAAAGUAGUCUCCGAGGCGCGCAAGCACAACAACGCGGUGCACUUCAUCGGCCCUCGGGAAUGCCGGCAGUUCUUCUUCCACAUGGGGGUGGCCUUCGAGGAGCAUGCGGAGUACGAGGAGGUGUACGAGUGGUUCAUCCGCAACCUUGGCACCCCAGUCGAUGUGCAUGUGCGCUGGUUCAUACUAAAGAAGUUCAUGGAGCGGCACAACUACGGCCGCAUAUUCCACCUCGCCACUGGAGUCAUGCUCUUCACUCACUGUUGUUCUGUCCGUUGGUUCAUCCUAAAGAAGUUCAUGGAGCGCCACAACUACGGCCGCAUAUUCCACCUCGCCACCGAAGUCAUGCUCUUCGCCAAUGCCUCCCAGGUGGCAGCAUGGCUAUUCCCCAACUCUGAUCUCGCUCUCCCUGCACGCUGGCCCAGCAUCAGACCUCCGUUGAGGCCCACUCAGUACUCCUCUGCAGGAGUGGGAACGCACAUAGCCCUCAUGUCAUACGCAGCGCUGGUCGACUGGUGUCUCUUCCUGCACGCCGUCUUUGACUCGGCUCUGUUCGGAGGAGACAAGGACACCCAGGACCUCGUGCUGCUGCCCUCAUAUGUAGACGUGACCAUCAUGGGGUGGUACACGUUUGCAGGCUGCUGGCUGCAGGGUAGAGCGGUGGAGUGCAGUAGAGAAGGCUUUAGAGCUUGGGUGGAGCCUCCGUGUGUCUCAGGCGUGAAACCAGAAACCGCCAAGGCACUCCGCAAACGUGGCAUUCAACCCCGUUUCCGCGUGCAGUCCCUCUGCCAGCCGCGGCGCUGCCUCAACUCCUCCUGGUCCGACCCCGGCCUCUGCGUCUUUGACAAUAACUUCUCGCUCACGCCCGGCCGACCGUUCUUCAAGUUUAAGACCGGGGACAAGAGUCCGAGCACGAUGCACUAUGGGUUUUACCGCGGGUGGGAGGAGGAGGCGCAGAGUGAGCCGGUGCAGUUCCUGGCGGUGCAUUUCAUGCAUCGCAAGAAAGAGUUUCUGAGUACCAAGUUUCCGCCUGAACCGGAGAAGUCGUGGGGUAGUGCGAGCGAGUAG
Messenger RNA from Closterium sp. Naga37s-1, 1866 nucleotides. Lineage: Eukaryota; Viridiplantae; Streptophyta; Zygnematophyceae; Desmidiales; Closteriaceae. The record is from the annotation of a GenBank genome assembly.